This is a messenger RNA of Dictyostelium discoideum AX4, 4530 nucleotides long. RefSeq names its product WD40 repeat-containing protein (gene raptor). Gene Ontology annotation, biological process: TOR signaling. The record is from RefSeq and is a predicted model, not a curated record. The transcript is spliced from 2 exons. NCBI's taxonomy places the organism in Eukaryota, Evosea, Eumycetozoa, Dictyosteliales, Dictyosteliaceae. Bases 1 to 4530 code for a protein of 1509 amino acids. Gene Ontology annotation, cellular component: TORC1 complex.
AUGGAUAAAUCAUAUAAUUUCAGUAGUUCGAAUUUAGCAAAUUCAAGUGGACUUCAUAAUAGCAUUAAUAGUAAUAAUGUGAAUGGAGUAAAUAAUAUUAAUAAUAAUAAUAAUAAUAAUAAUAAUAAUAACAAUAAUAAUAACAAUAAUAAUAAUAACGAGAAUGUUAAUAACCACAACAAUGUUAGUAACAUUAGCAAUACUCACCAACAAGCAAAGAAAAAAGAGAAAUAUAAUAACAACAAUAAUAAAAACAAACCAUUUUUUGGUGAAGAAAGACAUAAAGAUAAUGCAACACCUGAUGUUCAAAAAACAAAGAUUGCAAAAUGGAGAAUGAGAGAAAGAAUGAAAACUGUUAGUGUUGCUUUAGUAUUAUGUUUAAAUAUUGGGGUUGAUCCACCAGAUGUAAUUAAAACAUUUCCUUGUGCAAGAAUGGAAUGUUGGUUUGAUCCAUCUACACAACCACCACAGAAAGCAUUAGAUUUGAUUGGAAAGACAUUACAGGCACAAUAUGAGAAAUGGCAAUCGAAAGCAAGAUAUAAGCAAAGUUUGGAUCCAACAGUUGAAGAAGUUAAAAAACUUUGUUUAUCAUUACGUAGAAAUGCAAAGGAUGAACGUGUAUUAUUUCAUUACAAUGGUCAUGGUGUUCCUAAACCAACUACCAAUGGUGAGAUUUGGGUAUUCAAUAGAAAUUUCACUCAAUAUAUUCCCCUAUCAAUUUAUGAAUUACAAACUUGGAUGGGUACACCAUCAAUUUAUGUUUUCGAUUGUUCUGCUGCAGGUUUAAUCAUUAAUUGGUUUAAUCAAUUUGCUGAACAACGUGAUAAAGAAUUAGAAAGAUUUAGUGGUAAUAAUCAAAAUAAUAAUCAAAAUAAUAAUCAAAAUAGUAAUCAAAAUAAUCAAAAUAAUACUACAAACUCAACAAAUGGAAAUACAAAUGGAAAUAAUCAACAAAAUAAUAAUAAUUCAAAUAAUAAUUCAAGUAAUAAUAGUAAUACUAAUAGUCCAAAUAUGGGUAGUAGUAAUAGUGUAAAUAAUAAUCAAAGUGGUAGUAGUUCAUCAUCAUCACAUCAACGUGAUUGUAUUUUAUUGGCGGCAUGUAGUGCAAAUGAAAUUUUACCAAUGAAUCCAGAUUUCCCAGCGGAUAUGUUUACAGCAUGUUUAACAACACCAAUUCGAAUCGCUUUGAGAUGGUUUUGUAGUCAUUCAAUAUUGACUGGUAUCACUGCUGAUAUGCUCGAUAAGAUACCAGGUAAUUUAAGUAGUAGAAGAACCCCAUUGGGUGAAUUGAAUUGGAUUUUCACUGCUGUAACCGAUACUAUUGCAUGGAAUGUAUUACCAAGACAUUUGUUUCAAAAGUUAUUCCGUCAAGAUCUAUUGGUGGCAUCAUUGUUCAGAAACUAUCUUUUGGCAGAGAGAAUUAUGAGAUCGGCAAAUUGCACUCCCAUCUCUUGUCCAAGAUUACCACCAACCUAUCAGCAUGCAAUGUGGCAGGCUUGGGAUUUGGCUGUUGAUUUGGUUAUCUCUCAAUUACCAACCCUAUUGGCUGAUCCAAAUGCCGAGUUUAAAUCAUCACCAUUUUUCACUGAACAAUUGACAGCAUUCGAAGUUUGGUUGGAAUUUGGUUCCGAACAUAAAGAUCCACCAGCACAAUUACCAAUUGUAUUACAAGUUUUAUUGAGUCAAGCACAUCGUUUACGUGCAUUGGUAUUGUUGGGUAAAUUUUUAGAUCUUGGACCAUGGGCUGUUAAUUUGGCCCUUUGUGUUGGUAUCUUUCCUUAUGUUUUGAAAUUGUUACAAUCACCAGCUGGAGAUUUACGUCAUAUCUUGGUGUUUAUUUGGGCCAAGAUUUUGGCGUUGGAUAAAUCUUGUCAAUUGGAUUUAGUUAAAGAGAAUGGUCAUGCCUAUUUCAUAAGUGUCUUAUCAUCACCACAAAUUCCAGCCGAUCAAAGAACAAUGUCUGCUUUUGUACUCUCGACAAUUUGUAACAACUGUAGACCCGGACAAAAUGCAUGUCUCAUUGGUAACCUCCUACCCAUCUGUUUAUCACAAUUGAAUGAUCCAGAUCCAAUGGUACGUAGAUGGAUGAUACUUUGUAUGGCAAAAAUGUGGGAGAACUUUGAAGAGGCUAAAUGGGCUGCAAUCAAAGAGAAUGCCCAUGAGAAAUUAUGUCUCCUUCUCACAGAUGUCUCACCAGAGGUUAGAGCAUCGGCUGUCGUUGCAUUGGGUGAGUUAAUUGGUGGUGCAGAAGGAAGUGAACAAAGAACUAAUAUCGAAUUAAAUCUUGCUCUCACCCUUGCCGUCAUCACUGCAGAUUGUUCACCAAUGGUAAGAAAGGAAUUGGUUAUAUCAUUAUCCAGAAUCGUUUCCUCCUAUGAGAGUAACUUUGUACAAGUCGCUCAAGAGAUUGCACAAGAGGAAAGACUUCGUGCAGUUUUAGAGGCAAAACGUUUAGAGGAAUCAAGAAAAUCAAAGAAACGUGCAUCCGUACCAAAGAUAUCAGAUGCUGAUCAUUUAAAUAACAAUAGUGAUCUCUAUGGUAAUGGUUCACAAUCAUCAGUGUAUGGUUGUCUUUGGAAAAUCAUUCUAAACCUUUGUACAGAUCCAUUCGAUCAAGUUGCUAAUCGUGCACAAUCCAUUGUAAAAAGAAUCUCUUCAAAAUUCUCUAUGGAAGAAUUAAUGUCACAUAAUCUAAUCAAUCGUACAAAUUUCAAUUUUAAUAACCUAAAUGGUAGUAUGAAUGGUUUAAAUAGUAGUGGUAGUGGAUUCUUAAAUAGUAGUAAUGGUAAUUUAGGUGCUAGUAUGAAUGGAAGUAAUUUAAAUAGUAGUAAUAAUAAUUUAGGAGGUAGUAGUGGUGGUGGAUUUGGAUUAAAUAAUAGUAAUAGUUCAAUUAGAAAUACAUUUGUAAAUAUAUCACGUAUAACCAAUAGAGAUCCAAGAUCCCCAACAAAAACAAAAUUAGGAAAUCAAAGAUCACCAAUUUUAACUUCAUCAACAAAUAAUGUUGGUACAAAUUUAAAUGGUAAUCAAUUAAAUUUAAAUAAUAAUAAUAUAAAUAAUGGUAAUAUAAAUAAUAAUAAUAAUAAUAAUAGUAGUAUAAAUAAUAAUGGUAAUAAUAUAAAUAAUAAUGGUAAUGGUAAUAAUAAUAAUAUAAAUAAUAAUAAUGGAUUAGGUAAUCAGUUGGCAAAUACUUUUCAAUCAUUAUCACUUUCAAGUGGAUUAGGUGGUAAUAAAACAAAUAAAAUGUCACAAUCAAUCUCAUCAAUGAAUUCAAGCAGUCAAUCAUUACAAAACGAUUUCUUAAUGGUAUCAGAUUCAAUGCCAUUUGAAGAGGAUGAACUUUAUUCAGACUAUUAUGAAUGGAGUUGUAAUUACUUCUCCAAACCAAUGAUGCAAUCUACUGGUGAGGAUUUCGAAUCAUUUGAAAGUAUUGAAAAGAAAUGGAAACGUCAAAGAAAUGAAAUGAUCAUUCAAGAGUCUAAAGAGGCCGUUCAAAAUAUUAUACAACAACCACCAAAAUCUUUCUCACAAAUGACCAUUUUCGCCGAGCCAAAUGGUCAACCAAUCUCUCAUUUACAAUUUCAUCCAUUCGAUAAUAUAUUGGUGGUUUCCGAUGGCUUGGAGAAUAUUAGUGUUUGGAACUAUGAUGAUGGUCAACGUAUCAAUACUUUUAACAAUUGUAAUAUGUCAGGCACUCGUAUCACAAGUAUGAAAUUGGUCAAUGAUUAUGAUCCGUCAAUGAUUAUCACCGCCGCCGAUGAUGGUGUCGUUAGAAUUUGGAGAGGCUACGAGAGUAAUGAUACAUUGAAAAUGGUUUCAAGUUGGAGAGCUUUUCCAGAAUUUGCCACCACUGGUAAUGAUCCAAUUGGUCGUCUCGUUUUAGAUUGGAAAGGUGAUAGUGGUUUGGUUUUGGUCUCUGGUGAAACUCCAGACUCUCCAAAGAUUAGAAUUUGGGAUGUCGAGAGGGAAUUAGGUGUGCAAGAUAUUUUCAUUGGUACGGAAUCUGUGGUAACUUGUAUGGCCAAUGAAAAGAGAGGUCCUUUAUUCUCUGCGGGUUUCUCUGAUGGUUUAGUGAAAUUAUUCGAUCAAAGAAUACCUGGAAAAUAUAGUUGUGUCUCAACAUUGACCGAACAUAAAUCCUACAUUGUAAACGUUUCAAUGCCAGCAAGUUUAGGUGGUAAAACAGUGGUCUCUGGUAGUAGUACAGGUGAAAUCAAAUUUUGGCAACAUUCUUAUGAAUGCUCUUCAACCACUAUUCACAAUAAUGAUGUCAUCUCUUCUUUCUCUGUCCACGAAUAUGCUCCAUUGAUUGCUUGUGGCUCUCAAAAUCAAAGAAUUAAAAUUAUGAAUUUCACUGGUGAAGAUGUUUGUACCAUUCGUUAUCAUGAUGGCUUUUUAGGUCAAAGAAUUGGUCCUGUCUCAUGUGUCGCUUUUCAUCCUUAUAAUAUUUUAAUGGGUGCUGGUGCCACUGAUUCAAUCAUUAGUAUUUAUAAUGGUGAUUCAAAAUCAAAAUCAAAUGUUGAUUGGUAG